This is a messenger RNA of Emys orbicularis (European pond turtle), 1503 nucleotides long. RefSeq names its product major facilitator superfamily domain-containing protein 1-like. NCBI's taxonomy places the organism in Eukaryota, Metazoa, Chordata, Testudines, Emydidae. Gene Ontology annotation, biological process: transmembrane transport. The coding region runs from base 1 to 1503 and encodes 500 amino acids. Gene Ontology annotation, molecular function: transmembrane transporter activity. The transcript has 14 exons. The record is from RefSeq and is a predicted model, not a curated record.
AUGGUGGCAGCGGCGGAGAGAGCUUAUUACAGGUUCCUAGUGCUUUUCUUCAACUGCCUCUUGACUUUUGGCUCUUACUUCUGCUUUGAUAUUCCCAGUGUCCUGCAGGAGCAGUUUCAAGGGAACCUAACCUGCCCCAAUGGAACCCAGCAUAAUGGCACUGGACAUAAUGGCACAUUGGCCUGUGUGGAAGGUCUGGGGAUGACGCCUGCACAGUACAACCUGCUGUAUGCAAUCUAUGCUUGGACGAAUGCGCUGGUGGUGAUUCUGGCUGGAUUCCUGAUUGAUAAACUGGGAAAUCACUUUGGUGUCUUUCUUUUCUCUUUCCUGACUGUCUUGGGAUCGUCCAUCUUCGCUCUGGGCUCUCACUUCAAGGGAACUCCGUACCUUCUGCCGCUGAUGCUGACAGGACGGUUGCUGUUUGGAUCUGGGAAUGGGUCACUUACCAAUAUCCAAGAGUCUUUGACUCUGAUCCCAUCUGGCCCACCGAGCAUGAAUUGGGAAAUUGCCCCAGUUGUGCAGAAUCACAUCACUGCCUUCUGGUUCAAGGGGAAGGAACUGGCCUUGGCAUUUGGACUGACCCUCUCCUUCUCCCGGCUUGGGAGUGUCCUCAACUUCUUCUUCACCCAGCAGUUUGAGACCCACUUUGGUAUCCAGUGGACACUCUGGGGAGGUACCCUGCUCUGUAUGUUGGGUUUUAUUUCAGCCAUCACAGUCAGCGUGCUGGACAAAGUGGGCAUGAAGCAGCUUGGCUUGGAUGGGGUUAUCCAGCAAGAGUCCAAGAAAGUGCGAGUUCAGGAUGUCCGGCGACUGCCACUUUGCUACUGGCUCCUAGUCCUAACCAUCAUGUUCUUCUACAACGGGGUCUUCCCUUUUGUGGCAGAUGCCAGCAAGUUUAUCCAGGAUAAGUACUCUGGCUACAGUCAGCAGGCAGCCGCUUACAUUGCUGGGGCGGUAUACGACAGCUCCCUUGUUCUCUCUGCAGCAGUUGGCAUAUUAAUCGACUAUGUAGGACUGAGAGGUGUGUUUGCAGUUGGUUGUGCUGUGCUGACUCUGCCAGUCUUUGCUCUCCUGGCAUUUACAUUUGUUCCUCCGCUUGUCUCUACCAUCUGGCUGGGGAUCACUUACUCCUUUGCUGCUGCGAGUCUGUGGCCAUCCAUACCCCUUGUGGUUCCCCAGGCAACGUUAGGUACAGCUAUGGGGCUUGCAACCUCUGUGCAGAUGAUUGGAAUUGGCCUCUCCAAUCUGAUCGUUGGACACAUUCUGGGAACCAAGUCCAGUGAACUAAAGAUCCCACUAUGGCGCUGGCAACAGAUGAUGAUCUUCAUGCUGGCAAACACCAUUGCAUGCAUUACUGCCUCUGUUAGCCUCAACGUGGUGGACAAGCAGCAGGGUGGGACACUGAACAGAGCAACAAAGCGAUCAUCUGCAGAACAGGUCAGACAGCCUGUAGACACAGCACCGCUCCUGGAUGAAGUGGGAAAUGAAGGGUUCAUCAACUAA